Williopsis jadinii is the source of this 1488-nucleotide messenger RNA. RefSeq lists its product as uncharacterized. Gene Ontology annotation, cellular component: cytoplasm. The record is from RefSeq and is a predicted model, not a curated record. Bases 1 to 1488 code for a protein of 495 amino acids. NCBI's taxonomy places the organism in Eukaryota, Fungi, Ascomycota, Saccharomycetes, Phaffomycetales, Wickerhamomycetaceae. The transcript has a single exon.
AUGAGCCAUAACAUCUGGAACCCGUCGUUUGGUAGGAACGUGUUCGAGAAGAAAGAGAGCGGCGACGUGCCACUGUCCCCGGACUUGUUAAUCUCCAAGCUAAAUGGCCUGUCAAUGUCACCACAGUACACAAACUUUGUACAUUCUCUUGACGGCCAGACACUGAUCAAUGAACAACUUACCAACGACGAGCAUGAGAACUACACGUUCCACCUUCCUCCAGAACUCCAAGGAGGUGUGUCAAACAUCAACUCUCGUAGACCGUCGUUUGCAGCUGAACAGAUGUUGAUGUCCUCAGCCAAUGAGUCAAAAUUACAGUACAAUGACCAGUUCAGUGCGGAUUUUAUCCCACAACAGUUUACUCACACAAACCUCGUGAACUUCCAGUCUAGAAGACCGAGUAUUCAGGUUUCAUCUGCAUACAGCUGGGACCCUAUGGCUCAACAGCAGUACAUUCCUCCUCCACAGCAACAGCUACAGCAGCAGUACUUCCCUUCACAGCAGCAGCAACAGCAACAGCAACAACAACAACAGCAACAACAACAACAACAGCAACAAAUCCUGGAACUGGAUAAUGGGUUAUUGUUAAAUGCUGGUGUCAUCAUUUCUUCGUUGCCUCUGCAGCAGACUUAUCAAAAGACUUCAAGAUACUUUUGCGCCAGCUCUGCCAAUGCUCUGUACUUGGAACUUCGUUCCCAACUGGAGUCCUCAAGCUUCUUGCAGAAAGUUGUUAUGAACCUGAAGAAGCUGAACAACAUGUUCAGUCUGAUGAAGACUCUGGUCUUGGUUUUAACCAAAUCUGGUAAAUAUGAGAUUCUGUCCAUGCCGAUGAACUCAAACAUGAUGCUACAACAGGGCGAUGUUGUUAUCGUUGAUGGAGAUCGUGGAAAGGAUUUGGUUUAUGUGCUGGAUCCUAUGUUAUCCCUAGACCUUGCUAUCUUGAUCAACUAUUUGAAGAAGCGUCAGCAUGCCAAAUCUAUCUCGUAUGGUGGAACGGUCAACAAUAACGGGUUGGAUAUCUCCAAUACCGCUGCUGACUUGGUUAAGGGACAAGGUAUCUUGGAUGAUGAAACACAGUUCCAAAUCCCUUCCAAGCAGGUUUUGCGCUUUGCAACGUUCCAAGAAGUUGGCAACCUUCAGUUCAAGCUGAUUGAAGAGAUCAAAUCUUUCAAGACGUCCUUGUUAAAGAUAUCAAACCAGCCUUUACUCAACAACAAUUUGACCAUCCUGUCAUCAGAAUACCAAUUUGACCAGAAGAAGUUGACAUUCUUCUACUGUUCAUCUCAACGGUUAGAUUUCCGCAAUUUGAUUAAAGAACUGUUCAAGAUCUACAAGACACGGAUUUGGCUGUGUGCAGUUCCAAAGCCUGGAAAUGGCCUGAUGAACUUGGAUAUGAAUAACGACACCAAAUUGGAAGAGUGUAACGUUGACGACUUCCAUGUGAGAAACUUUAGAGGAACACUCAAAGAAUUGAUUAACGAAUCAUAA